AGGUGGGGCCUCUUGUCACCUCUCUAGGGGAAUAAAAGAAAAAGAGGAAGCAGGACAGAGCCCACCUGAGAACCCGACAAGGAGGGGAGGGAUUUAAACCCUGCGACAACACACACUCUCUCUCUCUCUCUCUCUCACACACAGACACACUCGGGCGAGCAGCAGCUCUCACACACACACACACAGUGAGGGGAGCCUGAGUGGUGCAGUUGUUCAGACGGGCUGUAUUUCUGCGCCUCUGCUGGAGUUUUAGGACAAAAACAAAGUUUAUCAAAAGGGUUUCUGUCCAUCUGGAGCCGCUGACUGAGCGACGGAGCGAAGGAGGGAUUUUAUCUGGCUGUUCUUUUGCGUUUGGACUUUGAGAUUUGGAUGGGGAAACACCGUAAGAGGUCUGAGAUGGGAGGAUGGCUGUUGAGUGUAUCUGCUGUAUUACUCUCCCUGAUUCUGAUUGGCUGUGAUGCUGACGGUGGAAACCACUGUUUGGCGAGCAGAGCAACUAGCUGCUCUGCCUGCCUACAGGCUGGACCAGGAUGUGCCUACUGUCCAGAUGAGGUGUUUCCGUUUGAUCGCUGUGACCUGCUGAGGAACCUGCAGUCCCACGGCUGCCUUCAGGUGGUCUCUGUGAAGAGCGAAAUGUCCAUGCAGCAGAAUCUACGGAUCGACACCAGCCGGAAUUCUGCUCAGGUCGCCCCUCAGAGGAUGAUGAUGACCCUGUUGCCGGGAGAGGAGAAGCAGGUUGUGAUGGAGGUGUUUGAGCCGGGCCGCGGACCGCUCGACCUCUACAUCCUCAUGGACUUCUCCAACUCCAUGUCUGACGAUCUGGACAACCUGAAGAGGAUGGGAGACGAGCUGGCCCAGCUGGUCGGGACGCUCUCAGACGACUACACCAUCGGAUUCGGCAAAUUCGUCGACAAAGUGAUCGAACCACAGACGGACAUGAGGCCGACAAAACUGGCUCAGCCGUGGCCCAACAGCGAGCCUCCGUUUUCCUUCCAGCACGUCAUCACCCUCACCAGCAACAUCAGCACCUUCAGACAGAUCCUGCAGAAAGAGAAGAUAUCUGGCAACCUGGAUGCUCCGGAGGGCGGCUUCGACGCCAUCUUACAGGCAGCCGUGUGUCAAUCUCAGAUUGGCUGGAGGAAGGACAGCACGCAUCUGCUGGUCUUCUCCACUGAGUCGGCCUUCCACUACGAGGCGGACGGUGUGAACGUUUUGGCGGGUGUCCUGAACCGUAACGACGAGGCGUGUCACCUUAACACCACGGGCAGUUACACCCACGCCACGAAGCAGGACUACCCGUCCGUGCCCACGCUGGUGCGCAUCCUCAUGAAGCACAACAUCAUCCCCAUCUUCGCCAUCACCAACCACUCGCUGUCCUACUACGAGAAACUGGUUCAUUACUUCCCCAUCGCUGAGCUGGGAGUGCUGACCGACGACUCGUCCAACAUCCUACACAUCAUAAAGACUGCGUUCGAGAGUAUCCGCUCAAAGAUCAGCAUCCAAACAGAGAACAGACCCAAAGCCAUCAACACUCAGAUCCUCUCAGCCGCCGGAGGAGGAGCAGACCUGAAGAUCCAGCCUGGACAAAUAGGGAACGUCACGGUGGUUGUGAGCGCUAAGACCGAGUUCAACGAGAAGCACGUGUGCAGCCAGCCCGAGAGCGAUCGUCAGGGGGUGAUGAGGGUCAAACCCACCACAUUCAGCUCCGCCUUCGAAAUUGAUACCAGAGUGCUCUGCGAAACGUGUGACUGUGAGAAGAAUCCAAUCGUAAAGGCGAUCCGGUGCAAUGGUAACGGUAACCUGGUGUGUGGAACGUGCCGCUGUUAUGAGAAAUGGAUGGGUCCGUUCUGUAACUGCUCGUCGCAGGUCCAGUCCGAUGCGGGCUGUAUCGAGCCCAAUAAGAAGGAGCCGUGCAGUGGACGAGGAGACUGUGUUUGUGGAACCUGUAUAUGUCAUAAUCCCAGCCAGUAUGACGGCCCUUUCUGCCAGUACGACAAAUCACAGUGCCAGAGAUACGGGGGCUUCCUCUGCAACGACCGAGGCAGAUGCUUCCUGGGCAGAUGUGCAUGCGAAUCUGGGUGGACAGGAGACGCCUGCGAGUGUCCUCUCAGCAACGUGACCUGCCUGGACAACAAAGGGACUCUGUGUAAUGGCCGUGGAGUGUGUAAGUGUGGGCGCUGUGAGUGUGAAUAUUCCGGACUGGGCCUGGGCACAACCUGUGAACCGAACUUCCAGGCUCAGCUGGGCAUGUGUGAGAGCAAGAAGAGCUGCGUCCAGUGCCAAGCGUGGAAGACCGGAGAGAUGAAAGGAGAGAAGUGCAAGGACUGUCCGUUCAAGGUGGUGAUGGUGGACGAGCUGAAGGAGAGAGAAAAGGUGACAGAGACGUGUGAGUACCGUGAUGAGGAGGAUGACUGUACGUAUUAUUACACUGUGGACUUCCCGCCGAACCCCACCGAUAAAGAGUACGAGGUGCAGGUGCUGAAGAAGAAAGACUGUCCCCCUGGAGGCUUCCUCUGGCUGAUUCCUCUCAUCAUGUUCCUGAUGCUGCUGUUGGGUCUUCUGCUGCUCUGCUGCUGGAAAUACUGCGCUUGCUGCAAGGCCUGCCUGGCUCAGCUCUUAGCUCUGUGCUGCCCGUGCUGCGCCAAAGGUCGCAUGGUCGGCUUUAAGGAAGAUCAUUACAUGCUACGUCAGUCUUUGCUGACCUCAGACCAUCUGGACACUCCUCUGGUGCGGACCGGCCCGCUUAAGAGCACAGAUGUGGUCCGCUGGAAAGUGAGGGACAACGUCCACCGUCCACCCAGUCACCCUCAGAACCAGAUCCAGCCCAACCCCAAAGAAAUCAUCGACUUCCCUCUCUCUCUGCGGCUGAACAGGCAGUUUUCGGACGAGCUCUCUCGCCCGGAGACUCGGGACGCUCAGAGUCUCAGGCAGGAGGUGGAGGACAAUCUCAACGACGUGUUCAAGCGCAUCCCCGGCGCACACAUGGUGCAGAAGACCAGGUUCAGGACUCAGAGGAAUGCAGGAAAGAGGCAGAAUAACACGAUAGUGGACACGGUUCUGUCGGCUCCGCGGUCCAGCUACAACGACAUCGUGAGCCUGACCGAUAAACAGGUGCAGGUCGGAAACUUAAGCAACCUGAGAGUGGUGCCCGGGUACUACACCGUCGCCACGGACAGAGAGGCGACGGGGGCUGUGGAGCUGCAGGAGGGCGUGGAGUCUGUGGACGUUCGAGUUCCGCUCUUCAUCAAAGACGAGGAUGAUCCUAAAAAGCAGCUGCUGGUGGAGGCCAUCGACGUUCCGGUCGGAAUCGCCAAAAUUGGAAAACGCUUCGUCAACAUCACUGUCAUCAAAGAAAACGCUAAGAGCAUCUUCACCUUCCUCCAGCCCUCGUACACCUACUCUCGCCAAGACGGUGUGGCUAACAUCCCUAUUAACCGUGAAAUUGUUGAGGACGGCCGCACACAGGUCACCUACAGCUCCCGUGACCUCACUGCCAAGGACAGGAAGGACUAUGUGUCAGUAGACGGAGACAUGACCUACGCGCCUGGAGAGACGCAGAAGAUGGUUCAGGUGAAGCUGCUGCAGCCCAGUGAGACGGACACCCUGCUGGACAAACAGCCCAAACAGUUUGUGAUGGACCUGAGCAACCCGCGGCAGGGGGCCAAACUGGGCCGGUACCCCCGGACCACCAUCAACAUCACCGACAAACCAGAUCCCAGCGUGAUGAUGUUUAAGAACAGCACACAGACCUACAGCGUGUCCGAUCCGGUCUACAACAUCCCUGUGAUCCGAACCCAGGGCCAGGAGAACCCGUCCACCGUGAACUGGCGCAUCCGCAACUCCUCUCGUCUGAACCAGAACGGCCAGCUCAAAUUCGCCCCCGGAGAGACGGAGAAGAACAUCGCCAUCAACCCGCAUUCGCACCCAAGUCCGGUAAAGCCAGAGACCUUUGAGCUGGAGCUGUUUGACCCCAGCCCCAACAGCUCCGUCAAGGACAGGAAGACCACACAGGUCCACAUCGUCGACAGAGGAGAUACAAUGCAGUUUGUAGGAGCCCCAUUAUUGUCUUCACCCAGCGGCCGCCUUCACCCCCCCACCAACAUUGAGGCUUCGCCCGUGGGCCCCAAAAACAUCCGCCUCAACUGGAAACCCCAGACGGGCGCCAAAGGCUACAAGGUGAAGUACUGGAUCUAUGGAGACCCAGAAGCUGAUGCUCAGGUGGUGGAUGUGAAGAACCCUCAGGCAGAGCUGACCAACCUCUACCCGUACUGCGACUACGAGAUGCGCGUAUGUGCCUACAACGCGCAGGGAGACGGGGACUACAGCGACAUAGUGCAGUGCCAGACUCUGGAGGACGUGCCCAGUGAACCAGGACGCCUGGCCUUCAACGUCAUCGGCCCGACUGUCACACAGCUGAGCUGGGCGGAGCCAGCAGAACCCAACGGGGUGAUCACAGAGUAUGAGGUCGUCUACACGCCCAUCAACGAGGACAGCAAACCCAUUGGACCCUCUAAGAAGGUUAAGAUUGACAACCCGAAGAAGCGCAUGCUGCUGAUUGAGAACCUGCAGCCGUCGCAGACGUACUGCUACAAAGUGCGCGCCAGCAACAAGGUGGGCUGGGGACCGUACAGAGACGCCACCAUCAAUCUGGCAACCCAGCCGCACAGGCCCAUGUCCAUUCCCAUCAUCCCUGAUAUUCCGAUCGUGGAUGCGGAAGCGGGCGAGGAGUACGACAGCUAUCUGAUGUACAGUAACGAAGUCCUGCGCUCGCCCACCGCCAGCGGCAGACCCAGCGUGUCUGACUUAACCGAAGAACAGUUGAUCAACGGAAAAUGGGAUCAGAAGUUCUUGUUCCCAGGAGGAAGUGGGUCUCUGACACGGAACAUCAGCACCUCCUCCACCAGCUACAGCCUCUCACCCCGUCCAGGAGUUGGCAACCAAACAAUGGAGACCACAACAACUUACAUAUCUGGAAAAGGUGGAUCUCUGCCGCGAAGGCAUGACAUCCAGAUGAGUGGCGGACUCCACACGGAGGACGUGAUCUUGAGGAAACGCUCCGAGAACAGGACCUACUUCGACAACGACGGCAUCAGGGACUCCAUCGUGAUGGGCGAUUUGACUGGCGGAUUUUCUGACUUCCUAAGCAACUCUAGCUUCAGCCAGAGUACAACUACCAGCUACAGCCUGAGCUCCAACGUUCGCAAUCAUGCAGAAGACAUCAACGAUGCUCUGCAGAACCUGGACAGGGUUCUCCAGGAUUCUCGACUGACCCGCGGCGUCCCAGAAACCCCGAGCAGGCUGGUGUUCUCGGCCCUGGGCCCGACAGCGCUGAAGGUCAGCUGGCAGGAGCCCCACUGUGAGAACCCUGUGCUGGGAUACUGUGUCCUCUACCAGCUCCUCAACGGAGGUGAGAUGAAGCGUAUGGACAUCACGAACCCCGCGCAGAACUCCGUGGUGGUGCAGGACCUGCUGCCCAACCAGUCUUACCUGUUCAAGGUGAAAGCUCAGAGUCAGGAGGGCUGGGGGCCCGAGAGAGAGGGAGUCAUCACCAUCGAGUCCACCGUGGACCCCAAGAGCCCCCUCAGCCCCGUACCAGGCUCCUCGUUCACUCUGAGCACGCCCAGCGCUCCAGGUCCGCUCGUCUUCACGGCUCUGAGCCCGGAGACUCUGCAGCUGAGCUGGGACAAACCACGCAAACCCAACGGAGAGAUCCUGGGCUACGUGGUCACCUGUGAACAGCUGCAUGGCGGAGGAGAUACGCGCUCCUUCCAGGUCAACGGUAACGCGGCCACCUCGCUGACCGUGUCUGACCUCAGUGAGAACGUGCCGUACAAGUUUAAAGUUCAAGCACAGACCACGCAGGGCUUCGGGCCGGAGAGGGAGGGCAUCAUCACCAUCGAGUCUCAGGACGGAGGAUCUAUGGGUCAGUACAGCAGCUCGUCUUUGAUGAGGAGAGAAGUGUUUAACCUGCCCACACAGACCAGCACACAUACCAGCCACACCAUGUUCUCAGAACCCUUCGUCACAUCAGAUGGUAUGAUGAUGUCCAGCAGACAGAUCACGCAGCACAUGGAGAUGAGCGGCAGCGUGACCCGGCAGGUGGAGAUGGUCCAGCGAGGAGUGACGUCCAGCGUAACCAAGAGGGUGGAGAAGCAGUACUACGAAGCCUGAUUUCACUAAUCUAACAGACAUUCUCCCGUAAACAGGCCCACAGUCUGACCCCAGACCCAGACCUGCCGCCACAGCAGCUUUAACGCCACAGUUUGGGGCAAAAUCCAACCCCCCAAACGCACCCCCCUCACCUUUUACCCCACCUUUUACCCCAAAGGUAGAUAACAGUGUGCCAUACACUCUUGACACAGAUGGUUCUUCAAGGGUUCUUUAGUAAAGGGAAUGAUUCUGUUCAGUUCUAUGUGGCGCGAAAAAGAGUUCUGCUGUAUAUUUGGUGCAAUAACGAACCUCACACGUCACGUUCUCCAAGAACCAUUUCACCAUGCAAAGAACCAUUUAAGGAUGACAUGGAUCUUUGAGUGUUCAUGGUUCUGUAUAGAAUCAUUCCCUUUCCUGUUUAAAUGGUUCUUUGUAGCACCAAAAAGCUUGACAUCAUAACAACAGCAGAACCCUUUUUACUGCCAUUUAGAACCAUUUACAGCACGUUCUCCAUCAGUCUGAAGAACCAUUUUACCAUGCAAAUGGUUAUAUAUAGAACUCAUGGUUCUAUUCCCUUUACUGAAGAACCCAUUUAAGAGUGUACAGUGUGAAAAAACACAUUGUUUAUUAGAGAUUAAAUAGGCAGAUGUAACCUUUAUGACUGAUGACACCUGGAGAAAUAAGCCUUUAUAAAUGUUGCUGUUUAUGUUUGUCAGUUGUCAUGACGACAUCAUGAGCUCAGUCCUGCAGUAAAGUGUUAGAUGAACAGCUCCACACGGUUUGAGGCCAGCGAGUAAUGCUUUAGGUGUGCAGUUAGCACCAUGCUAAUUGGUGGGGUAUAAGCUACCAUCACUAGUUAGCUACAUUAGCCUCGUAACUCUUUUCCACCAAACUGCGAAAUUAGUUUUAAUUUGAAACUUGAAACAGUGCAGCAGUUGAAACCUGUAUUACUGAAUAGAUUAAUGAUAAGACCACAUAUGAUUCAUGUGUGGUGUCCAAAAACUUCACUGUCAGAUCAAAACCUCGUAUCUCCACUUUUGUUUUUCAUUUUCAGCGUAAUUCAAAAAUUCCCUUUACUCUUACACUGUGUGAGUUUCAUGAUGAAUGGACCAAUGCAAGUGGUCCAAAAUUACAUGGAAAUAAGUAUGUUUACAUUGACUUCCAUUCAAAGAUUUUUCCUUCCCCUGUAAAGUUUCCAUUUUGGAGAUAUGAGUUUAGUUCUGACAGCAGUGAUAUAUUUAUGGAAAGAAAGGAGCAGCAAUUCAAACCUCUGUGUUCAACUGUAAAAACAUCCACAUUAGAAGUGUUUUGUUGAAUGUAAACAAACAAGUAUUUGCCUUUAUAUACACACACACACAUAUAUAUAUAUAUAUAUAUAUAUAUACACACUCCCUCUGUUCAAAUUGUGCCAAAACCAUUUACGCUUCACUGUGUGAUGUACAGGACUGUAUUAGUUUAGGGUAAUACUUAAUUUUCCACUUCAACUCUGAAUAUAUAUAUUUUUAAAUGUUUGUUUUUGGUGAUUUAUUGUGUAACACUUCAUCUGAAGGCUACAUAGGAGCUCAUAACACAUGCAUAUUAACAUGUUUACAAAGCAACACAAGUAUGUCAGUUUUCACAAGAUGACAAUAUUUUAUGAAAUAAAGUAAAUUGUAUAUUAAUUAUAUUAUAAAAGUGCUGGACAUUUGUUCCAUUUAAUACACAGUUAUGAAGCCACAUAAUGGAGCUUAAAAGGCAGAAGAUUCUACUUUAAGUCAUGUUUCGUAGAGGUGAUAUAAGGUGUUCAUUACUUUGGAAAGAUGUUUAAUAACAGUGUUACAAAUGGAACAAGAGUUCAGUUUUAGGGCCUGUUUAUCAACACAGGAUCAUAAAACGCCUCAUCAUCUGAUACAUCAUCACAAAUACUGACAUAGGCUGUUUAUAAGUGGUAAAGUAUUGCUUUGCUUUUUGAAUAUGUUAUUCAAUUAUCAUGCAUGUGUAAUGAGCUCCCUUCAAAUAAAGUGUUUAUUUGUCUGGUUACAUCAAAUAUCAUACGUCACGCCAUUUCAGUCUCUUUUCUAACACGGCAACACAUAAAUCAGUUUAUUUUGUAAAUAUGUUACUGACGUUUGGCUCCAGUUGAGCGGCUGUUGCUCUGAUUCAGACAGUAUACGAACGUUUGCUGGGAUAAAUUUGCUUCUGCCACUUUGGAGAAGUUUUACUAUCUUUAUUUUUCAUUAAUAUCUCGCUUAAGUAUUACAUUGUUAGUAUUUUUUAUAUUUUUACCUUACUUAAAAUAUCGUCCAUCAUAUCCUCUUACAAUUCAAUAUCAGCGAAAGAAUUUCUAUUAAACGUCAACUUUUACAUUUAAAGUGUAAUAAAAUGGAAGAAAACA
Messenger RNA from Colossoma macropomum (tambaqui), 8524 nucleotides. RefSeq names its product integrin, beta 4 (gene itgb4). Gene Ontology annotation, biological process: cell adhesion mediated by integrin; cell-matrix adhesion; cell communication. Gene Ontology annotation, cellular component: membrane; focal adhesion; integrin complex. The record is from RefSeq and is a predicted model, not a curated record. The transcript is spliced from 42 exons. Gene Ontology annotation, molecular function: integrin binding. Lineage: Eukaryota; Metazoa; Chordata; Actinopteri; Characiformes; Serrasalmidae. Bases 370 to 6171 code for a protein of 1933 amino acids.